CAUCCAUUGUAAUUGUCUGCUUUCAGCUGGUCAACACACAUUUAUACGUGCAAGGGACGGGCGUCAACAUGGCUGAUCUUGAUUAUGGCACACCCGAUCCAAGCGCCCGAGGGCAGGAUACGCCGGCACAGUCUUCGCUCGAAGGCACCACUGCCUCCAUGCAUGCGUCAUCCGCUGCUUAUGAAGGAGCAGAGACGCAGGAUGCGGGGAUGGAGGGACAGGAGGAUCUAAGGCAGCCAAAGAUAUACGUGCUGCCAGUAGGACAGGAAAUAGAAGCGAGCUCCUCAAGGGACGUCAGGCCACGUCCAUACGUGGACGAGGACGAAAUGAUGCUCUUGCCGCCUAAUCCAGAAGAAGACCUCACCCCAGUACCGCAGCAGCCCAACGAAUCUGUUCUGGAUGACGUGCAAUUAUCUCAAAUUCGUCUCUCAGUCCUCAAUCUUUCCGGCCAGCCGGUCACCCAACUGUCCACCUCCCGCAUAUUCGCCUACCUUACUCAUUGCGGCGCCGCGCCUCUAGGUGUGGAAUGGAUCGACGAUCAGAGCUGCAACGUUGUCUUCAAAGAUUUCAGAGGCAGCCGAACUGCUCUGGAGUAUUUGAUAUUACCGAAGCCCUGGCGGGUGAAGGUGGAGGAUAACGGCGAAAUUGAGAACAAGGAAAGUUUCCAAUUCGGCGGUUCAGCUGUUUCAGGCAAUGGAGAAGCGGCUUCACCACAGGCAGCGGGCGAAGCGAUGGAAGCCGAUGACGUAGAUCAAUUCAAGGUGUCCGGUGGCAGAGACCCUGAGAGCUUACCGGAUCUUGAGGAUAUGGCCAAAGUGGCAGAGCAAGAGACGACAUUCGAUGAGGCUUCCGACGUGGAUCUCGGCAUCGCACUUCUAACCUGCCGCAAAGCGCGUCCAGUACCUCUCAGGCUGUUCACACCCGUCGAGCGCGACAGUGCAACGAAGUUGUUUGAGAUCCGAGAGGAGCAGGCUCGGGUGGAAGCGGAGAAGUCGAGAGUGACGCAAGAGGGCGCUGCGGAAGAGGAUGGGGAAGACCAACGGCCAGAGAUCUACCGCGAGAUGGAACGCGAGGACCGCAUGCAACGAUAUCAAGAUUCGGCAAUCUACAAUGUCCGACGCCUGGUGUCGUCUUUGUAUGUCCGCUUCAGCAUCAAGGACCACGACAUCAAAGGAAAGAAGAGCUACAAGCAGAGCGAGUGGUACCGAGCGCACGGCAGGGAUGCAGGACGACACGUGGUGGGAAAGUUGCUAGAAGUGGGAGAGUACAAAGACAGCCGAGAGCUUCUGACUGCCGACGAAGGCGGCCAGGAUCGAAGCGGCAGUCGCUAUCGCGCACAAAUGGACAGACUGCCUCAACCCCUGUCUGCGAGUGCGAGCGAGCUGCAGGGUCGCAUGGGUCGGCGCUAUGACCGGCGUGCAGCCAUGGAUGCACUGAACGAUGAAAUGGACGACUAUGCGCGAUCGCGAACGCGCGAGCCUGAGCCCGGAAACGAACGUGGACGCGAUCGCGACAGGUCAGCAUCGCCAGUCCGCGAGCUUUUCGCCAACCAGACCGCUGGCGGCAUCCGAAUCAGAGGCCGCGGGUCGAUGCGAGCACCGCGCGUAAGCGUGUGGGGUGACGACGAUGACGAUACCGGUGGCUCUGGCGGCGGCGACAAGCCGCAAGAGCUGGGUGGUACGCUUAUUUCGGAUCAGCUGGAGAGAAAGCGCAACCGAUCGCUUAAAGAGUCGCGAGAUAGAUGGAAGGAAGACGAGCCAGCGCAGCGUGGAUUGGACGACAGGCUCGGAGCGCAUCCGGACACUAAGCUCCAGGAUCGGCUAGGCAAAAGCGCGCUAUUAUUUGAGCGCAUACAAUAGUCUGCCAGAGUAUCACACGAAGUGAUUCCUGCUCUCCCUGUAAUGCUCUUUGUAAUGCACCAUUGCUACGCGUUUACCCC
Molecule: messenger RNA, 1939 nt
Organism: Tilletiaria anomala UBC 951
Lineage: Eukaryota; Fungi; Basidiomycota; Exobasidiomycetes; Georgefischeriales; Tilletiariaceae
Exons: 2
Coding region: 69-1859 (596 amino acids)
Cellular component (GO): nucleus; cytosol
Molecular function (GO): mRNA binding; RNA 7-methylguanosine cap binding
Source: RefSeq, a predicted model, not a curated record